Molecule: messenger RNA, 1501 nt
Organism: Lycium barbarum (goji berry)
Lineage: Eukaryota; Viridiplantae; Streptophyta; Magnoliopsida; Solanales; Solanaceae
Exons: 6
Coding region: 123-1202 (359 amino acids)
Source: RefSeq, a predicted model, not a curated record
UGAUUUUAAAGCAGUUCUCACAUUUCCCGCUCGAACACUGUAUAUAAGCAACAAUUUCAUCACUUCCAUUUCAUUCAUCUACACAUAUCAUAAUUUCAUCUAUUCAAACCCUAGAAUUCAUCAUGGAGGAUUCCGCUAAAGAUCAAUCUUCUCUUUCUGGAAAGGCUAAGCAAUCAUCAACAAAGCUUUUGAGGUAUCCGUUGCGAUCGGCUUCUAAAUCGAAGGAAGAGAAGCCGCCUUUGACUGAUUCUUCCAACUCUUCGGCUUCUUCAAGGAGAAGACCAGCAUCAAGUGUCAGUAAGAGCGUUGCUGCUCUUCCUCUGUCUAGUAAGGAAAAAUCGGCAAAGCCUCCAAGAAGGCUGUCUGUUCCGUCCAAGUCAAUUGCCAGCCCGGCUUCUAGACCACUUGGCCCUAGAACUCCCAUUUCUGAGACUAGAGCAAAGAGAUCUGCUACUAACCAAGGAAAACCGGAUACACCACUUCGAAAUGUUUCAAAGUCCUUAAGUAGAAAGAAAUAUGACCUUAUAUCCUCAGCAUCCUAUUGGCUAUCACAGAUCAAGGUUUCUGAAUCUGCUGCUAAGCAUUCAAUUUCCCUUGGUUUUUUCAAACUUGGUUUGGAGGCUGGCUCUGAGCCUCUUCAACGUCUGAGAGAUGAGCUGAAAUCUUAUGUGCAAAGACAUAAGUUGCAAGUUUCUGAACUUGAGGAGCCUGUGAAACAAUUGUUAGACAGCUAUAAUAUUCUACAAAAUACUGAGCAGUUGCAAGUUUCUGAGACUUGCUCUCAUGUGCCUAAAGAUGGGUCACGUUCGUCUGAUGAUGACGUACAUAGCUCUUCCUCUAUUGCGAACACGGAGGGGCUGCAACCCAAAGUCUUGAACAAAGAUUCUUCCGAAACAAAACAAGUGAAAAAACCAACAAUCAAGGAGAAGUCUUCAAGGAUUGGAAGCGCAUCUAGGACCCGGAAUUCUGUAAACAAAACUGCUGCAACUGUGAAAUCUACAUCACCAAAAACUGGAGGUCGUAUCACAAAAGAGAAACUUCAAAAACCUGUUAAGCCAGAAAUAAAUAAGGAUAAGGUGAAAAGACAGGGAAAGAGAGCUGCUCAAGGGGAAGGGCCUGUUAAUGUCUGCACUUCAGAGAAAAUUCUCGAAGAAGAGAAAGAAAAUGUGGAUGCUGCACAAACUGAAGUGAUUAGCACCUGAAAUUUUUGGCAGGAAACUUAUCCUUUUUAAACUCAUAUCAGUGGCCAAGGUGGAAGUGUUUGAAUCUGGAGUGUGCAUUCCAAAAUAUCGUAUUUGGUGUAUUUGUUUGUUUCUUCUUUUUUAUUUUUUUAUUUUACCGAAGCCAUUAUACAGCCGUCCAGUCGAUUCAUUCGUAUUGGAAUUCAUUCAUGCAAGACGUACAGUGUGUUCUUUUUAUUCAACAGCAUAUAUGCUCUUGCAGUUGAAUACUACUUGGAAGUAAUUGUUAUCUAUAGAGAUUGUGAUAUUGUCAUCUGGAU